AUGGAGUAUAGCCUGGGAACAGGACGGAGGAGAAUAAUAAGUGGGCAGAAAGCUGAUGAGACCAGCCUGGCUGGGACUGGCUCUGCAGGGCGGGAGCACUGGAUGGAGAAGGUGCCAGCUCGCUGCACCUCAGAAGAGGAAGACUGGGCAGAGGACGAUGAUGAGCAGGAGGAGGCAGUGGAAGAAGAGGCUGAAGGGGAUGUGGAGGCUGAGGUUGAGGGUGAGGCUGAAGAGUCCAAGACAGAAGAAGAUGGACAAGAAGAGGAGGCUAAGGAGAACGAAGACGGCCCAGUGGAGGAGUCCAAGCCCAAGCCCAGGCCAUUUAUGCCCAAUUUGAUACCUCCGAAGAUUCCUGAUGGAGAAAGGGUGGACUUUGAUGACAUCCACCGGAAGCGCAUGGAGAAGGACCUGAACGAGCUGCAGAUGCUGAUCGAGGCACACUUUGAGAACAGGAAGAAGGAAGAGGAGGAGCUCAUCUCACUAAAAGACAGGAUCGAGAAGCGGAGGGCAGAGCGGGCGGAGCAGCAGCGGAUCCGGAAUGAGCGGGAGAAGGAGCGUCAGAACCGGCUGGCUGAAGAGAGGGCCCGACGAGAGGAGGAGGAGAACAGGAGGAAGGCUGAGGAUGAGGCUCGGAAGAAGAAGGCUUUGUCCAACAUGAUGCACUUUGGAGGAUAUAUCCAGAAGGCCCAGACAGAGAAGAAAAGUGGGAAGAGGCAGACAGAGCGGGAAAAGAAGAAGAAAAUCCUGGCUGAGAGGAGGAAGGUGCUGGCCAUCGACCACCUGAAUGAAGACCAGCUGAGGGAGAAGGCCAAGGAAUUGUGGCAGAGCAUCUAUAACCUGGAGGCGGAGAAGUUCGAUUUGCAGGAGAAGUUCAAGCAGCAGAAAUACGAGAUCAAUGUUCUCCGCAACAGGAUCAAUGAUAACCAGAAAGUCUCCAAGACCCGAGGGAAAGCCAAAGUUACCGGACGGUGGAAGUAG
This is a messenger RNA of Elephantulus edwardii (Cape elephant shrew), 978 nucleotides long. RefSeq names its product troponin T type 2 (cardiac) (gene TNNT2). NCBI's taxonomy places the organism in Eukaryota, Metazoa, Chordata, Mammalia, Macroscelidea, Macroscelididae. Bases 1 to 978 code for a protein of 325 amino acids. Gene Ontology annotation, biological process: cardiac muscle contraction; sarcomere organization; regulation of muscle contraction. Gene Ontology annotation, cellular component: troponin complex. The record is from RefSeq and is a predicted model, not a curated record. Gene Ontology annotation, molecular function: tropomyosin binding; troponin I binding; troponin C binding. The transcript is spliced from 14 exons.